AUGAGAGGACAUUUAUGGUUAAUCUCCGUACGAUUAAAUGCGUCUCCUCAUUGGAUUACGAUAAAGAGACACCACUACAGUGGGGGUAAUGAAAAACAAUCGGGGGACAUCUGCGAUCAUUCAACUAAAGUAGGUUUAAAAGAUAAAGAUAAAGAUAAAGAUAAAGAAGUCAGCAAUGACAAGAUAUACAAAUCACAUGACCGAUCAUUAUGUGUUCAAUAUAUCUCAUCGAUCGAUUGCAAAUCACAAUCUUUUAUUUCCUUUCAUCUCGUAUACUAUAACAAGUUAGCAUUUUGUGUCAAAAAGUCAGGAACAACUACAACGAUAAAUGUAACAUUGCUUGCAUGUUGCAUGGCAGUGGUUUAUGCCGAUAUUUAUGGACAUUCACCACCACACUCUAACAAUCGUAACAAUGAAGAGUCGACCAAUCGUGCCAACGCCAACCGUCUCUUCAACUCUCAAAACAACGACAAGGGUGGAUAUUGCCGCGGUGGUAUGUUCAACUGGUACGAAAAGUCGUAUCUCCCCAUCGAGUGGACCAACCAACACGGUUGUGGCUCUGACCAGACCACCUGUUCACUCAUCCUCCAAUACAUGUGCACUGAUGUCAAUGCACCCGCCGAAGAGGCUGUCCGUGACGGUACCACCACCGACACUAUCCCCAACACCUUGGAUGCUACCAAGACCAUGGACACUGCCGACUACAAGUAUGGUUUGCACGAGGGUUACUACUACUACCAAAACUGUAGCAACCGUCAACGUAACACUGGUCUCUGGACUGCCACCCAAAACCCAGGCAAGUCUGCCUUGUCCACUCGUCAACAACCAGGUACCACCCGUUAUGGUUUCGAGUGCCCAGAGGAGCGUGAUUACUACCCAUACUGGGCACCAACCCCAUGGAAGGAUAUUGCCAUCUUUACCACCGAAACUUCACGUUGCAAGAUGUACAAGCGUGAGUCGCAAAACGACAAGGACAAGUACUACUGCAAGACCAACGAUACUAGCAAGCUUGCUCCAUUUGACUUUGAAAACUGUAAUGCCACUGGCGGUGAAUGGGUCAAUGCCUACUCGCACGACAUUGGUGCUCCAGGAUGUUACGAAGCUGCAUGGAACCACGUCAACCAUCUUGGUAUCAGUUUGGAGAAUGGAAAGUACAACACUUACAAUUGGUCACUCCCACACUCUGGCAUGGAGCCAUGCAUCUUGACUGGCACCUGUCGUUGUGUCCUCCGUAUCCGUUACAAUAUCUCCAACUCGCAAGUCGACUAUGACUUUGACGCCUCGUACAAUGGCGCCAACUCGACCGUCAAGACCGACCCACUCGUCGCCGUCAGCGGUGUCAACCUCACCAUCGAAGUCAACACUGCCCAAUACGGCCGUACCUUUGAAGAUCGUACUCACUCUUUCAACAUCAUCCCACGUCCCAAGUCACUCAAGGACGCCAAGAUCUGGAAUCUUCUCGUCAAGGGCAAGCGUGGAAACAUUGUCCAAGUAUUCCCAGCCAUUGAAUACCAAUUCUCGCCAUCACAGUUGCACAUGAAGGUCAAUGAAUACAUUCACUUCCAAUGGACCGGUUGUGACACCAAUCCAAACGGCAAUGCCGGUGAAGGUAUCGACCAAACCGAUCGUUCCAACAUUGUCCAAAUCGACGGUCUCAACGAGAACAUGCCAGCCGAAGAUGUAGGUGGUGACACUGCCCUCUUUAGAAACGAAGAGGAUCGUAUCAAGUUUGCAUCGCUCAACCAAAAGGGAUGCAAGUCGUACGAGCAAUUGAUGGCCGACAACAACAACGACAGAAACCAAGUUGACCAAGACCCACAAAACUGUUUCCGUCUCAAUGCUGCCGACAAGCACUUUGAUGGUGGUGUUUUCAAGAUGAGCAAGACUGGUUCCUACUAUUACAUGUCUACUCGUAACAACAACUUCUCCAACCGUGACCAAAAGGGUGCUAUCCACGUUGAUCCACUCCUCCGUGCAUGGCAAAUCGCCUUGAUUGCUGUUGGUGGUACCUUGUUUGUUGGUCUCUCUGCCACUGCCGGUUCUCUCUUGUUUGCCCGUAAGCAUCCACACAGUGGAGCUGCUCGUUUCUUCCAAAAGAUUCCACUCCUUCGUCGUGCUAUUCCAUAA
Messenger RNA from Cavenderia fasciculata, 2127 nucleotides. RefSeq lists its product as uncharacterized. The coding region runs from base 1 to 2127 and encodes 708 amino acids. Lineage: Eukaryota; Evosea; Eumycetozoa; Acytosteliales; Cavenderiaceae. The transcript is spliced from 5 exons. The record is from RefSeq and is a predicted model, not a curated record.